Alligator sinensis (Chinese alligator) is the source of this 1391-nucleotide messenger RNA. RefSeq names its product RAB21, member RAS oncogene family (gene RAB21). The coding region runs from base 1 to 792 and encodes 263 amino acids. The transcript is spliced from 8 exons. The record is from RefSeq and is a predicted model, not a curated record. Gene Ontology annotation, molecular function: GTPase activity; GTP binding. Gene Ontology annotation, biological process: Rab protein signal transduction. NCBI's taxonomy places the organism in Eukaryota, Metazoa, Chordata, Crocodylia, Alligatoridae.
AUGGGCUAUGACUGCACAGUUGGCCUUCGUGUGGCACUGCUGUCAUCUCUUCUGGUGCCCCCGCUCUGCCAUCUGUGUAGCUAUCACCCGGAAGGUGUGCUCAUUGCGGUAGCCUGCUUUGAACUUCUGAACCCCGCCCCCCUCCUCACGGCGCCCGGCGGCCGCAGCUUCUCGUUCAAGGUGGUGCUGCUCGGGGAGGGCUGCGUGGGCAAGACCUCGCUCGUGCUGCGCUACUGCGAGAACAAGUUCAACGACAAGCACAUCACCACCCUUCAGGCAUCUUUUCUUACAAAGAAGCUAAACAUUGGUGGAAAAAGAGUAAAUCUUGCAAUAUGGGAUACGGCAGGCCAAGAGAGAUUUCAUGCAUUGGGUCCAAUUUACUACAGAGAUUCUAAUGGAGCUAUUUUAGUAUAUGACAUAACAGAUGAAGACUCUUUUCAGAAGGUGAAAAACUGGGUCAAGGAAUUAAGAAAAAUGUUGGGAAAUGAGAUCUGUUUAUGUAUAGUUGGGAAUAAGAUAGACUUGGAAAAAGAGAGGCAUGUUUCAGUUCAAGAGGCAGAAACGUAUGCAGAAUCAGUGGGAGCAAAACACUAUCAUACUUCAGCCAAACAGAAUAAAGGCAUCGAAGAACUCUUCCUUGACCUUUGUAAAAGAAUGAUAGAAACUGCUCAAGUGGAUGAAAGAGCAAGAGGCAAUGGUUCCAGUCAGUCAGGAACUGCAAGGCGGGGUGUACAGAUCAUUGAUGAUGAGCCACAAGUACAGAGCAGUGGAGGGUGCUGUUCUUCUGGAUAACUGUAAAACUGUGGAUCACUAUCCUCUCAACCUGAAGACUGCCAUAUUCUAAGUCACACAUUCUUUACCAAUGGAGUAAUAGAAUUAACAGUAUUUAAAAAAAAUAAAUAAAUAAUAAUAAUAAUCACACUUGUAACACUGCAGAGACCUUAAGUGCUAAACUAGUGGAGUCUGUGACCAGAGAAUUGGCAUUUUCUACAGUGGUUAACAAAGCAAUUACCAAUGGCCUUUUUACAUAUUUUUCUUUAAUGAGGAAUAAUAUGCAUGUAGAAAAGACCUACUUAAAGGCUUCAUUUAUAUUCUUUUAAAUCGGAUCAUUAUUAUUUAAUAACUUAUAUACAUUGUUGGAAUGGUAAUAUGUUUUUGCAGCCCUUUGUAUUUUGUGGUAGACUGAAUUGUAUCACUUCUGGAUGGCACACUGAUUAGGUGGUUUUUUUUCUUAGCAGAUACCUGAAGUAAUAUUUUUGCAGGGCUUGCACAAGCCCAAAACUGUCAACUACUUUGAUAUACUCUAUAUUCACCGUGUAUGCCAAGCUGAUAAAAUACAUUGUAAAUUACAUUAAAUAUUUUAUCUGCUUUUAAAAGUGCAGGUGCAGAAA